AGUCGUCUUUUUCAUAAAAACUAAACGUUUAAAGUUUGUAAAAACAAGAAAUUUUAUCAUGUGGUCCACACUGCGUACCUCGGUGCGCAAUAUAUGCAAUCCGUUGAGUCGCUCUUGCCAUCACGGCUAUCCUGGCGGUUGUCCGGGUGCUAAUUUGCCCUGGUCGAAGGGAAUGCAUAGCCCGAUGCGAUUCACAAUAUUCUGGGUUGUUAUUGGCACUGUGGGCUUUGGUGCUCCAUGGCUGGUUGUGCGUCACCAGAUGCUCCGUAACACAGGUGGACCUCCACCGGAACCCAAACCGGAGUAGAAAAAGAUGAAGAAACGAACAACAAAUUGCCCAUAGAACACACAUCAAACAGUCUGCCUAACUAAAACUCCAUAAAAUUAUACCACUUAAGUUUUACAUUCAUCGUGCAGCGAAUAAAACCACACAAGACUUUUAUGGAGGUUAUGCACAUUAA
Drosophila miranda is the source of this 461-nucleotide messenger RNA. RefSeq lists its product as uncharacterized. The record is from RefSeq and is a predicted model, not a curated record. Gene Ontology annotation, biological process: mitochondrial electron transport, cytochrome c to oxygen. NCBI's taxonomy places the organism in Eukaryota, Metazoa, Arthropoda, Insecta, Diptera, Drosophilidae. The coding region runs from base 59 to 307 and encodes 82 amino acids. The transcript has 3 exons.